Molecule: messenger RNA, 258 nt
Organism: Penicillium crustosum
Lineage: Eukaryota; Fungi; Ascomycota; Eurotiomycetes; Eurotiales; Aspergillaceae
Exons: 1
Coding region: 1-258 (85 amino acids)
Source: RefSeq, a predicted model, not a curated record
AUGGAUAGUGCUUCACAAAUGUUCUUUGACGAGCUUGAUCGCCGGUUUGUGCCCACCGGAGCACAGUUCGAUGUGACGCAGUGGAUGAAAUCUCUAUCCUACGAUACAAUGGGCUUGAUGACAUUCUCCCGGCCAUAUGGCUACGUUCAGCAUGGGAGAGACUUACACGGCAUCAUGGACGACGUGCGUGGGAAAAGAGGGACUCGGCACAACGAAAGUGCGUUGGCGAGGGCUAUCUCGUGUUCUGGCUGGGUCUAG